Messenger RNA from Cannabis sativa, 1622 nucleotides. RefSeq names its product probable phytol kinase 3, chloroplastic. NCBI's taxonomy places the organism in Eukaryota, Viridiplantae, Streptophyta, Magnoliopsida, Rosales, Cannabaceae. Bases 410 to 1318 code for a protein of 302 amino acids. Gene Ontology annotation, molecular function: kinase activity. The transcript has 6 exons. The record is from RefSeq and is a predicted model, not a curated record.
ACCAGUAAUUCUCUUAUAUUGUCCCGUCACAAUACGUCCUUAUUUCCAGUUCUUUACGUUAACAGGGACGGCCUUUUUCGGAGCCUACGAAGUUCUCAUAUUCUUCUCCUUCUUCGUAAGCUUCAUUUACUGCCAACGCUGAUAAUCGAAGAAGAAUAAAGAAAUCAAAGCAACGAUUUGUUCAGCAAAUUAGGGUUUCUGAAAGAGAAAAAAAAAACAAUAAUAACUGAUCUAUGAAACUAGUAGGUGUUUGUUGAAACCAGUGGGACCUUGGGACCAUGCUAUCAUAUUUAAAACACUUAAAUUAAUAUGGGUAUCCAGUAGCAGAGGACAUUCGAGAGAAUAGGCUAGCCCUUACCAGUAAGAGUUGACAAUUUGGGGUAAAAUCAGUUAAAGGAGUGUUGUUGGAAUGAGAUUGGGUGGAGUUGGGCUGUACUCUUCUUCUUCUUCUUUUUCUUCCUCUGUGUUUGUGUUUGACCAUUAUCAUCACUUGGCUCCAAAACCCUUCUCUGCUUAUACUUCUUCUAAGAAGCCCCUCCUCACUACCUUCUCACCUAAACGUCGCUCUACUAUGACCUUACCCUCCGCCGCUUUGUUCUCCCAAAACCCUGUCGUUUCUGAUGUCGUUGCCACUGCCUUGUCCGGCUCUGUCGCCUUCUCUUUGCUCCAAUUGUUGAAAGAGACCGCCACACGUGGUAUUUUCGACCAGAAACUUAACAGGAAGCUUGUGCAUAUAAGCAUUGGCAUAGCUUUCAUGCUCUGCUGGCCACUUUUCAGUCCUGGGUCUCGUGGAGCAUGGUUAGCAGCAACUAUUCCAGGAUUGAACAUUAUACGGAUGCUUAUCUUAGGACUUGGAUUAUGGAAAGAUGAGGCAACUGUGAAAUCAAUGAGCAGAUUCGGAGACUACAGGGAGCUUCUCAAGGGACCACUGUACUAUGUCAUAGCGAUUGCUCUUGUUUGUAUAAUCUAUUGGCGAACUUCCCCUAUUUCGAUUGUUGCAAUAUGCAACCUAUGUGCUGGAGAUGGUGUAGCAGACAUUAUAGGAAGACGGUUUGGUAGUAUUAAAAUUCCAUACAACAGAAACAAAUCUAUUGCUGGAAGCAUUGCAAUGGUAUCUGCUAGUUUCUUAGCAUCUGUGGGGUUUAUGUACUAUUUCUCCUUAUUUGGAUAUAUGGAAAGAAGUUGGGAAAUGGUCUUGGGGUUUUGGAUUGUUGCUCUUGCAUCAGCACUGGUGGAAUCACUCCCAAUAAGCACCGACCUUGAUGAUAACCUCACAGUUCCCGCAACAUCCAUUUUGGUGGGCAUUCUUGUGUUCUAAUUUCAUCAAUCCCUCUUAUUGUUCCAAGGCAAGACUGACAACAAGCAACGAUGAAGUUUCAUGGUCAAUCUUUUUAAUCUGCUGUAGAAUAUUCUGUAACAUGUGAAAAGAAAUAAAAAUCCAAUCUUAAACAUUGUUAUUGAAUAAAGGUUUAUUCUUCUUCCUGUGUAGAUUUUAAGUCUCCUAUGUGGGCCCCUAUUUUUUUGCCAUUUGUCAAAUGAAGAGAUAUAAGAAUAUUGACUUUCCUUCUGGUUUAUUUUUCUGUAGUAUUUCUUUGUUUAAUCAGAACUGGUUUCUUUCUUGU